Molecule: messenger RNA, 1999 nt
Organism: Dermochelys coriacea (leatherback sea turtle)
Lineage: Eukaryota; Metazoa; Chordata; Testudines; Dermochelyidae
Gene: LNP1
Product: leukemia NUP98 fusion partner 1
Exons: 3
Coding region: 86-715 (209 amino acids)
Source: RefSeq, a predicted model, not a curated record
UGUGGGACUAUCUGCUUGGCAGUCUGCUCUAACGUACAUCUGUCCUGUCUGGUUGGGCGCUCCCCCCAGUUUGGAGUGUCUGUACAUGGAAUAUGAAGAGGAUGAUGAUAUUUCCUUUGCAAAAUGGAUGAGCAGUUUCUGGGGUCACAGCUUGAUUGAUGAGAAUGAGAAAGAGGGUAGAGGCUACAGGAAACGACAGACGCGAGCCUUUAGUGAAAGGAGAGCCUCCCUUCCAGCCAAGCUUUCGUCCAUCCAUAUGACAAGACUUCAUGCAUCUACCAAAACCCCAUCUUCAAGCCAUUUGAGGGGCUGCAAGGAAUUUCAAGAGGGCCAAGAUGUUAAAUGCCAUUGUCACUUGAAGGCAUGCAAAAUAUCCUCACCAGAUGGCUCAGGAUCAACAAGUAGAUCAAACUCGAUCCAGGAAUUUUCAGAAUCCUUUGAGAAGCAACUGCAUUUCAAAAUCAAGCGCUCAGUUUCUUUGCAACCUGAGGGCAUGCAGGAGAGGAGAGCGAGGCUGUGCAUGUCCAAGAGCAGAUCUCACAAGAAAGAGGGAGGGAAGAGGGAGCCAAAGAAAGAGCAGAAGGAAGAAGAAAGACCAGAGAUUCCUGCUGGAAAACAAAGCAAACAGCUUCCAUCCAAAACAGGAAUUAAAAAGAGAGAUUUCUGCAUAAACGGUUACAGUGUUUUGGAGCCAUUUACUGAAAGAGUAAAGUGAGCUUUGUCAUUUUGUUUUGACUAGAAGGAAGAGGCCAGUUAGCUGAAGUAAAGUAAACCCUAAUUUUUAAAAUAAAAUUAUUACAGUGAUACCUUUGAAGCUGUGUUUCUAUUGUCCUCUUUUUACUUUCUCCAUUAGAAGCAUGACACUUUAAGGAGAGUGGGUGCCUAGCUGGAUCAAGAUUUAAGUGAGCCCUGCAUCAUUUUAAUCUGGAUUUCAGUCAGAUUUAGAUUUAGCACAGCAGUGGACAUGCUCAUUUAAGAGGAGAAUGCACACAGGUUGCAGAGCCAUGCAAAAUCACAUGUAACCCACUUCAUUUCAAUUUUUGUUAAAAAUUGGAAACUGAGCCCAGCCUUAUCAAGAGGUUUGAGAAAGAAAACGUCACACAAACUGCCAAGCGCUGCACAGCUCUGACAGUUGGUUUGGUUUGUCUUGUAAAUGAAACAUUUAUUUCUUUAACCACCCCCAAAACAUUUAUUGAAGAAUAUAUCACUCGCUCUGUUUAAAUCCAGCCUUGCUGCCCCCCCCUUGUUAUACCUCAUUGCUUCAUCCCACCACAUUUCCUUACCCUUUACUAUCCCUCCAUGUUACCCUCCAUCUCAUCUCUCCCCACCAUGCCCCCAAAGUCAAUUUCCCCACCCAUGAACUAAUGUGCCCUCCCACUUCUACCUCCCAUGCCUCACUCCCUAUCUACCUCAAUCUCUCUUGUGCUGGUCCCCGCCCCCGCCCCAUUUACUGUCUCACUUACCCACUCCACACUUCCUGUGAACCCUUGUUGUCUCAUUUCUGACUUUACCUCUCUUAUACCCCUGUAAUCCAAAGACUUCCCCAAUAAAACCAGACAGAUGGCCUUCCCAACUAUCCCUCACCAAUCUGUGUUCUUCAGGGAGGUUGCCAAGAGAGAACACUGCUCCCACAAUCCAACAAAGCAUGAAUGUCCAGCAGAAGGGUAGCAGCCUUUUAACCUUACCACUUGUUCCCCUUCCAUGAUUAGUGUCUUUGCCAAAUGAAGGGAGCUGGGCUCCUGGUCUGCCUUUUGUAAGCAGGGCCUAGAGAACCCCAUCUCCCAAAGUAUGAAGUUUCCCUGUACUCAGGGAAAAGUCCCACCAAACAUGGAUUUCCUUCUGGGCACAGGAAAAAUCUGCCCAGGUGAUGGGACUUCCCUCAGCAGAGGAAAAAAAAGUACUAGAUAAGUUCAUGGAGGAUAGGUCCAUCAAUGGCUAUUAGCCAGGAUGUCCAGGGAUGAUGUCCCUAUUCUCUGUUUGCCAGAAGCUGGGAAUGGGU